AUGGAUUCGAGAUCAUCAUCAAAUACUGCGUCUACAACAAGUAAACUCACUAAUAGCUAUUUUUUUUAUGGUACACAUCCAUUGAAAGUUCCAACCGGCGUAAUUCAUUCGAAUUCUGCUAAUCAUAUAUCAGCAACAUCGGAUCAAAAUACACAUCAUUUAUCACUUAAUUCUGCGAAUUCUCAUAAUAGAUUUUCAUCAAAUUCAGAAUUAUCAACAACACAAUCAUUACGUAAUUUUCCCCAAUCUUAUCGAGAUGAAGAUGCAAUUAGUGAGGUUUUUGAAGAUGCCGUAGAAUGUUUUGACGAUGAUCAUAACGAAAAUAAUUCUCAUAGACGAUCAUCAUUAAAACAAUAUGAAACACCAGCAAUUGAUUUAUAUCAAAUGUUUAACGAAUGUCAAGAAAUUACUAGACUUUUCUUUGGAAACCAUCUCAAUGAAGCACUUAAAAGAACUAAAGCACAUAUAAUAAGUUAUUUGCAUGCAGCAAUGACAUUUAAUCACAAUGACAUUGAAACAGCAAUUCAAGCAUUACGUCAUACAAGUAAUAUGACUAAGACAUAUGAACCAUAUCGACCAUGGAUACCCUUUAGUCUUUCAGCUAAACCAGUCAUGACUGAAUAUGAACUACAUGCUAAAUUAGUCUAUGCUGAAGCAUUAUUGAUUCGAGCAUUGCUAACAUUUAUUCAAGAUCAAAGUUUAUUUAGUUUUAUCAGUGGUGCAUUAAAAAUAAAAGAAUGUCAUGAUAUAUUUUUAAAACUAUCAAAACACAAUGAUCCUUCGAAAUUUUCUUCAAGUUUAUCUCAUGAACAUUUCGAGAGUGGAAUUCGAUUUGGUACUGGUGCAUUUAAUUUGAUGAUUUCAAAUCUACCACAACGUAUAAUCAGAUAUCUUGAAUUUGCUGGUUUUUCAGGCAAUAGAGAAUUUGGUCUUAAUGAAUUAAAGAAAAGUGCAACUAGCAAUGGAUUACGUGCAUUAUUUUCAGCUUUACUUAUUCUUAGUUAUCAUACAUUUGUUACACAACUAUUUGGUAAUGCUGAUGGUGAUUUUGAAACUUGUCAUAUGUUAGUCGAAAGUUAUCUAAGAAUAUAUCCUAAUAAUAAUGCUAGAAUAUUUAUUUAA
Rotaria sp. Silwood2 is the source of this 1122-nucleotide messenger RNA. Lineage: Eukaryota; Metazoa; Rotifera; Eurotatoria; Philodinida; Philodinidae. The record is from the annotation of a GenBank genome assembly.